Engraulis encrasicolus (European anchovy) is the source of this 1932-nucleotide messenger RNA. It is a transcript of the gene cct5, whose product is annotated as chaperonin containing TCP1, subunit 5 (epsilon). The record is from RefSeq and is a predicted model, not a curated record. Gene Ontology annotation, cellular component: chaperonin-containing T-complex. The transcript has 11 exons. Bases 135 to 1760 code for a protein of 541 amino acids. Gene Ontology annotation, biological process: protein folding. Lineage: Eukaryota; Metazoa; Chordata; Actinopteri; Clupeiformes; Engraulidae. Gene Ontology annotation, molecular function: ATP binding; ATP hydrolysis activity; ATP-dependent protein folding chaperone.
CGCCUACCCCGCCCCAUGAUCCUUCCAGAACUCGCCGGCAGAUCCGCGCGGCUAGGUGUCCACUUCAGGAUCAUCUCACAGCACUGAAAUCACCAAUUUCAUAAGAAUUUGGGCACCGCAUUCCAUCUUCUAACAUGUCCGCGUUAGGGACUCUCGCCUUUGAUGAAUAUGGGCGGCCAUUCAUCAUCAUUAAAGACCAGGACACGAAAACUCGACUGUCGGGCCUGGACGCAUUGAAGUCUCACAUUAUGGCUGCAAAGGCUGUGGCUGGCACCCUGAGGACGUCAUUGGGUCCAAAUGGGCUUGACAAGAUGAUGGUGGAUAAGGAUGGGGAGGUGACAGUGACCAACGAUGGGGCCACCAUCCUCAGCAUGAUGGAUGUGGACCACCAGAUUGCCAAGCUCAUGGUGGAGCUCUCCAAGUCUCAAGACGAUGAGAUCGGCGAUGGAACAACGGGUGUUGUUGUCUUGGCCGGUGCUCUCCUGGAGCAGGCGGAGCAGCUUCUGGACAGAGGCCUCCACCCCAUCCGGAUCGCCGACGGUUACGACCGCGCCGCACAGAUCGCCAUCGCCCAGCUAGACAAGAUCAGCGACAGCUUCCCCGUAGACCCCAACAACACAGAGCCCCUCGUGCAGACAGCCAUGACCACGCUAGGCUCCAAAAUUAUUAACCGGUGUCACAGACAGAUGGCAGAAAUCGCCGUGAAUGCCAUCCUGACAGUGGCUGACAUGGAGAGGAAGGAUGUGGACUUCGAGCUGAUCAAGGUGGAGGGCAAGGUGGGCGGUAAGCUGGAGGACACGCAGCUCAUCAAGGGAGUCAUCGUGGACAAGGACUUCAGCCACCCGCAGAUGCCCAAGGUCUUGAAAGACGCAAAGAUUGCCAUCCUCACCUGCCCGUUCGAGCCCCCCAAGCCCAAGACCAAGCAUAAGCUUGACGUGACCUGCGUGGAGGACUACAAAGCUCUUCAGCAGUACGAGCACGAGAAGUUCCAGGAGAUGAUCAAUCAGAUCAAGACCACCGGGGCCAACCUUGCCAUCUGCCAGUGGGGCUUUGAUGACGAGGCCAACCAUUUGCUGCUGCAGAACGAGCUGCCUGCCGUGCGCUGGGUGGGCGGCCCCGAAAUCGAGCUGAUUGCCAUUGCCACUGGCGGUCGCAUCGUGCCACGUUUCUGUGAGCUGACCCCAGAGAAGCUGGGCGCAGCGGGCAUCGUCAAGGAGAUCUGCUUCGGCACCACCAAGGACAGGAUGCUGGUCAUCGAGGAGUGCAAGAACUCCAGAGCUGUUACAAUCUUCAUCCGUGGAGGAAACAAAAUGAUCAUCGAGGAGGCCAAGCGUGCUCUCCACGAUGCCGUGUGCGUCAUCCGUAACCUGGUACGAGAUAACCGCAUCGUCUACGGUGGUGGUGCCUCAGAAAUCGCCUGUGCUCUGGCUGUCAAUGAAGCAGCUGAUCAGUGCCCGUCUCUGGAGCAGUAUGCCAUGAGGGCGUUCGCUGAUGCCCUUGAAGUCAUUCCCAUGGCACUGGCAGAGAACAGCGGCCUCAACCCCAUCCAGACCAUGACAGAGGUCAGAGCCAAACAAGUCAAGGAAGGCAACUCCGCACUGGGCAUAGACUGCCUACACCUGGCCACUAAUGACAUGAAGCAGCAGCACGUAAUCGAGACGCUGAUUGGCAAGAAGCAGCAGAUCUCCCUGGCAACGCAGGUGGUGAAGAUGAUCCUGAAGAUCGAUGACAUCAGAAAUCCUGGCGAGCCUGAGGACUAAACACCCUUCUCACACACACACCACCGUCGUCUUAGUGUAUGACCCUGUGCACUUGUCUAGUGGGAAACGUGUCCAGUCUUUUCAGAGUGUUUAUUUAUCCUUUGAUACCAUUUGCUCUUGCUAUAACUGUAGAGGGACGGAAGUCAAUAAAGUCUCCAUCUGUGACAUGUCA